AUGCGUAGUUGGUCAUCGCAUAUAGUUGAACAUAUCGAACCUUUUCAAAAAUGUAUUGAAAAUGUUAUAGAAAAUCUCACAAAAUUUAAUAAUGAAGUGAAAAUUUAUCUAUAUAUUAUAUCGAAUACUCGUCAACGUCGACAAAAUCUAAUCAAUCAAAUUUUGAAUAUUUAUCAAAAUACAUCUAUUGAAAUUCUUAAUCCAUUCGACAUGUCACACACAACGAAUGCGAUUGAAAAGAUGCAAUAUACAUUAGCAGAAUUACUUAUUUUAUCUAAAAUGAAAUAUUUAAUCACAACAUCGAAAUCAACAUUCGGUAUGAUUGCUCAAGGUUUAGCACGUAAAGGUGCUUGGAUAGUAAGACAAGGUGCAAAUAAUGAAAUUCAAUCGGUUGAUUCAAAUCUGUGCAAAUGGGAAUCAACAAGUGAACCCGAAUAUCAAAUGAUGGAUUCGUCUUUAUUUAAGAAUAGUUGUUUGCAAAAUGAAGGUGCAAUGCCAAGUAUUGGAGAGAGAAGAAGUCAAUAA
Molecule: messenger RNA, 525 nt
Organism: Adineta ricciae
Lineage: Eukaryota; Metazoa; Rotifera; Eurotatoria; Adinetida; Adinetidae
Source: the annotation of a GenBank genome assembly